This is a messenger RNA of Chionomys nivalis (European snow vole), 2236 nucleotides long. RefSeq names its product zinc finger protein 431-like. The record is from RefSeq and is a predicted model, not a curated record. The coding region runs from base 87 to 1412 and encodes 441 amino acids. Lineage: Eukaryota; Metazoa; Chordata; Mammalia; Rodentia; Cricetidae. Gene Ontology annotation, molecular function: DNA-binding transcription activator activity, RNA polymerase II-specific; RNA polymerase II cis-regulatory region sequence-specific DNA binding. The transcript has 5 exons. Gene Ontology annotation, biological process: regulation of transcription by RNA polymerase II. Gene Ontology annotation, cellular component: nucleus.
GUAGCCAGCUUUAGGCUUGACUUGGAAGUGAAGCUGAAUCUAGUAAUUUCCUAUGCUGUGUUGCGUGUUCUGUGCUUAGGUUCCUGAUGCAGAGAGCUGAACAAAGAGUGUGGGCGAUCAAGAAAACCACGACAUGGCAGAGGGUAUCAUUCAUGACACUAAUGCUGCCUGGGCCUUCUGAGUCAUUGGAUUUACAGAAUGUAGUGACCUAUGAUGAUGUGCAUGUUGACUUCACCCGGGAAGAGUGGGCUUUGCUGGAUCCUUCCCAGAAGAAUCUCUACAAUGAUGUGAUGCUGGAGACCUGUAGGAACCUCACUGCUAUAGGCUACAAAUGGGAAGAUCAUAAUAUUGAAGAACAUUGUCAAAGUUCUAGAAAACAUGAAAGGCUCAAAAGAAGCCAUACUGAAGAUAAACCUUCUGAAACUACUCAAUGUGUUAAAGCCUUUGCAUAUCAUAAUCAUCUUCAAAGGUAUGAAAGAAUUUUUACUGGAGAGAAACCCUGUGAAUGUAAUCAAUGUGGUAAAGUCUUUACACAUCAGAGUAUGCUCAAAAAUCAUAACAGAUCACAUACUGGAAAGAAACCCUAUGGAUGUAAUCAGUGUGGGAAAGCCUUUGCAUUUCACAGUCAUCUUCGAAUGCAUACAAGAACACAUACUGGAGAGAAACCCCAUGAAUGCAACCAAUGUGGUAAAGCCUUUUCAUAUCACAGUCACCUGCAAAUACAUGAAAGAACCCAUACUGGAAGAAAGCCCUAUGAAUGUGAUCAUUGUGGGAAAGCCUUUUCACAACAUUAUCAUCUGCAAAGGCAUAAAAGAACACAUACUGGAGAGAAACCUUAUGAAUGUAAUCAAUGUGGUAAAGCCUUUGCAUGUGACAGCAGUCUUCUAUUGCAUCAAAGAACCCAUACUGGAGAGAAGCCCUAUGAAUGUAAUCAUUGUGGGAAAGCCUUUGCAGUUAACUGUAGUCUCCAAAAUCAUAAAAGAACACAUACUGGAGAGAAACCCUAUGAGUGCAAACAGUGUGGUAAAGGCUUUGCACAGAACAGUCAUCUUCUAAGGCAUAGUAGGACACAUACUGGAGAGAAACCCUAUAAAUGUAAUCAUUGUGAGAAAGCCUUUUCACAACAGUAUCACCUCCAAAGACAUAAAAGAAUGCAUACUGGAGAGAAACCUUAUGAAUGUAAUCAAUGUGGUAAAGCCUUUGCAAGUAACAGUAGUCUUCUAGUACAUAAAAGAACACAUACUGCAGAGAAACCCUAUGAAUGUAAACAAUGUGAUAAAGCCUUUACACAACAGAGUCAUCUCAACAAUCAUAAAAGAACACAUGCUGGAGAGAAACCCAAUGAAUGUAAUCAAUAUGAGAAGGCCUUUUCACACAGAAUCAUCUGCAACUACAUAAAAGAAAACAAAUAGGAGGAAAAGCCAUAUUAAAGUAAUCGUGUUGUAAAGCCUUUAUAUGUCUUUGAAGUCUUUGCAUCAUGAGAAAAAAAAUCAUACUACAGAGAAUUCCUAUAAAUGUAGUCAAGGUUUUACAUCUCAUGAUAGCUUAUAUACAAGAUUAAAACUUUCAGUGUGCAAUCAUUCUGUUAAAGCCUGUGCCUAUAAAAUAUCUUUGAAGACCUUAAAAAAAAAAACCCAUACAGAAGAGAAUUUAGCUAUAAAGGGUUUGGUAAGAUCUUUAGCCAACACAUUUUUUGUUUCACAAGUGUAUUUAUUCUGGGAAAAAAAAUCUGGCCAUGUCGUUAAUCUGUUCAAGAAGUAUAAUGCCCAUCUUUAUUUUGUUUGUACCUGCAAAGUCAUGGAAAAAGCCCUAUGAAUUUAAAUGAUAUAAUAACCCUUUUAGAUUUCAUACAUCUCUUCAAUGACAUGAAAUAACAUUCAGGUGUAAAAGUUUAUGGAUAUUUGUGCCUUUUCUGUUGUUCUGAUAAAACAUUCUGUUUAUGUCAACUUAUGAAAAAGUUUAAUUUGACUCUUGAUUCCAGAGGGAUACCAUGAAAGUGAUAUGGCAACAGGUGUCAGACAUGGCGGCUAAAGCAUGAGGCAAAGAUCUCAUAUCCUCAACCUGUAGUAUGAAGCACAGAGUGUGAAUAGGAAAUAGUUUUUCGAUAUAAAUUAUGAAAGCUUAUCCCUAAUGACAUAUUUCCUCCAAGAGGGCAGCAUGUCCUGAAUCUUCUCAAAUGAUGUCGCCAACUGGAGAUUGAUUUUUCUGACUUCAAGCCUACAUGCUUGCAUUCUGA